UCCUGCACACGGCACGCAACUGGCGGUCUUACGUCAAUAUAAACAUUGCACACGUGGGCUCCGACGCAGAAGCUCAGCAAGCAGUACAUUCAUAUCGUGUGAUCGUGCUCAACUCCAUUGAAUUCGACUCAAGAUGCCUGAUCCCUGCUGCAUUGAUAAAUGCGAGUGCGCCGAGGGAGGCUGCAAGAAAGGAUGCGUGUGCAAGAGCUGUCGCUGUGAACCCUGUGAGAAAUGCACAACGGGGUGUUCUUGUCCCUCGAAGGAGGACUGUGCCAAGACUUUCCAACCAUGCAAGUGUUGUCCAUAGGCUAAGCGCCUCAUGACUGCCAGCAUGACGGUCUCUCCCGUGCGGCGGAGCGAGCAGGAGAGGGAGAAGACUGAAGAUUGGGACCAGUCGUGUGAUUUAUAGGUUAUGAAAAAAUU
Molecule: messenger RNA, 423 nt
Organism: Penaeus monodon (black tiger shrimp)
Lineage: Eukaryota; Metazoa; Arthropoda; Malacostraca; Decapoda; Penaeidae
Product: metallothionein-like
Molecular function (GO): metal ion binding
Source: RefSeq, a predicted model, not a curated record